UGUCGUCAAACUCCGUUGGUCCCUGGAACUUAAUUCUACACAUGCUUUGGCAUAAAAAUGUCCAUGAGCAGUAGUGAGAAAAAUUUACAAGAUUUCGAAUGGGCUUUCGGGCUGAAUCGUUUGGCACUGCGGCUGAUGGCCAUUUGGCCGGGAGAUGAUGAUUGCAUCGAGGAAUCGAAAAACAAGCAGUUACGAGUGCCAUGCAUGAUACUCGCGAUGCUGUUCUUCUUAUUCCUUCCUCAGAUGGCGGCUUUAAUUUUGGUUGUUCACGAGUUACCGCUGGUCAUUGAUAAUUUAAUGACGAGCACGAGUGUUUUGACCUCCACGAUAAAACUGUACAACCUGUGGGACGGCAGAAAAGUUUUGCAGCCCGUGGUGCGAUCGGUAACGAGAGAUUGGCUUCGAGACAAGCAUGAAUGGGAACGCGGGCAGAUGAGGCGCGAAGCAGCCAAGGCGCGACUUUUCACGGUAACCGGCUACUUCAUACUCGCAGGCUGUUACAUGGGAUUCGCACUUGCGCCGCUCCUCGGUAUCCAAGUCCGCCUGAUAACGAACAUUACCGAUCACGGCCAGCGCUAUCACCUUGUCCAAUCGUACUAUCCCAGCUUCGAUUACUCCGAGAGUCCGUACUACGAGCUGGUCCUAAUUUCCCAGUACACCGCCGGGAUCUUUGUCGGUAUGGCUGUCAGUAUACCCGAUGUCUACAUGGUAGCUCUGGUCAAUCACAUGACCGCUCAAUUCGGCGUACUCGGGACCCAUGUCGAAACGUCCAUGUGGGAGAGUGACGGGCAAUCGAUACCCGAGUGCUCUCGUCGGCGAGACUUUCGGGCAAAAUUGAGAUUUUUCGUCGACAGGCACGUUCACCUCAUGAAAAACGUUGCUGCCAUCGAGGAUUCGUUUAGUUUUGUCGUUGCACCGCAAAUACUUUGCAUGGUCGUCAUGGUGUGCUGCCUGUCGUUUCAAAUCUUGAGCGUACGUUCUGAUACUAGCGAUCACAAACCGCCGAUCCUCCAAGUCUUGACCCUAGUGAUGACUCUGUUCACCAUGAUGAUGCACAUGCUCGUCAACUGCUUUGCCUGCGAAGUUCUCAAUGAGCGCAGUACGGAGAUGUUCCACAAAAUCUACGGGAGCGGGUGGUACACGGUGCACCAGCACAAAGCCCGAGAUCUCAUACCGUUGAUGGCGAUGUCGGGAAUCCCGCAAAAAAUAACUGCUGCCAAAAUAUUUCGGCUUUCUUUGCGAACAUACUGCAACAUACUGAAAUCAGCAGUCGGUUACAUUUCGAUGUUGAUAGCUGUUAGCGGGAAAUAA
Molecule: messenger RNA, 1311 nt
Organism: Copidosoma floridanum
Lineage: Eukaryota; Metazoa; Arthropoda; Insecta; Hymenoptera; Encyrtidae
Biological process (GO): sensory perception of smell; detection of chemical stimulus involved in sensory perception of smell
Cellular component (GO): plasma membrane
Molecular function (GO): odorant binding; olfactory receptor activity
Source: RefSeq, a predicted model, not a curated record